Saprolegnia diclina VS20 is the source of this 1386-nucleotide messenger RNA. RefSeq lists its product as hypothetical. NCBI's taxonomy places the organism in Eukaryota, Oomycota, Saprolegniomycetes, Saprolegniales, Saprolegniaceae. The transcript is spliced from 3 exons. The coding region runs from base 23 to 1234 and encodes 403 amino acids. The record is from RefSeq and is a predicted model, not a curated record.
GGCAUUUGCCGCGACAAGUAGCAUGACGCUACGAAAAGCGGACCUGCUCCGGCGCAACCUGCAGCUCCUCGGGUACGAUGGCGGGCUGCAGCUGACGGCGCCAACAGAGACAGAUGUACUCUGCGCACUGCACUUCCUCUGCCUGCAGUGCGACGCCAGCUUUGAGGCCACAGCCCGCACGCUCUUCCCGCUCACGCCCAGCACCAAGACGACGUUGAAGAAGCUGCUCCAGCAGCAGCUCGAGCCGCUCGUGCUCACCAAGCGACUGCCCAUUGGCAGCAGCAACAUGUCUCGGCUGGCGGCGAUCGCGACGCAACCGACACGCGCCGUUGAUCUCUUGUGGCGGCUCUCCACCAUCGCCAUGCAGUCGCUUGCCGGGGCUCCAUCGCUGCAUAGCCCAACGCUUCAAAGCGCGCAGCUCCUUCAGACGCUCCAAGCCAAGGUCGCAAUGAAGACCCGUCAGAUUGAAGCCGCGACCCACCGCCGACGGCGCCUGCAAGCCGCCUGGCAACGCAAAGCAAACGAGAUCACACGCGACAUGGCCGCGAUCCAAGACCAAGAGCGCCACCGUCUCGCCGAGUACGCUGCGUGGAAGGACCACGUUCCGCCCGGGGUGCUUACCGAGACGGGUCAUCGCGACCGGCAAGAGACGUUCGAGAAGCUACUGCAGCAGUGGCGCGACGUCGACAGCGCCUUGGCGCAGUGCCCCGUCCAUGACUUUGCCGGCGUCCUCCAGACCGUCGAGGCGCACGCACGAGCACCGCCGGUGCUGCAGUCCAAGCACGCCGGCGGCAUCCUCGGCGCGCUUGAGGCCACCACCCGUGCAAUCCAAGCGCUACACAACACGCUCCAGGGCCGUAGCGGAGCCGCCUCACUCUCGCCCCGAGCGACCUCGACACUGGCGUCGGCUGUGGAGCAGAGCCACUUGCACGUGCUCGCUGGGUCCGCUCUUUGCGACAACAUUGCACGUUUAACCGCCGAGUUGGCGCGAGACCCGACACAAGAAUCUGACGAAGCAGGGCCGCUCUGCCCACCGACACCGAUGCUGCAGUACGACUUGACGAGCUCGGCGCGGCCGACGACUCCGCCGAGCACGACGUCGUCGGACGCGCGGCUGCGCCAAGUCACGAGCUCGAUCGAGCGACUGAGCUGGCAUGCGCGCUCGGAUCCGCAGCGAGUUGCAGACGACGACGACGAUGUGGACGUGCCGACCCAACGCGCGCUGCAGUUCUAGCUUCGUAACCGUUGGACCGUCCCAACGUGAACGCUAUCUAUGCCAUGUGGCAGACGCAGCAUAAGGACCCACCUUGUCAACGCCAAGGACCACAAGAAUACCUGCCGUGGUACAUACGUCGUGACGGUGGCAGCUGUCAACGCGAUGGUCAA